AUGGCGAAGGACCAGGUCUCCAACGCACCGUGGUCUGAUAAACCGAAAAUGGUGUCCGAGACUCCUAUCAUGGAGCCGCUGCCUCAAGAACAGCCUGCUCAAGCCGCCUACGAUGAUGUCGACUACGAGAAGUACGGCGCGACCCGUGAUACCAACCCGGUGCCCCAAUUGCAGCGGAAGCUGAAGAGCAGACAUUUGCAGAUGAUUGCCAUUGGUGGUACUAUCGGAACUGGUCUCUUCAUUGGUAGUGGUGCAGCCAUCUCGAAUGCUGGCCCUGUCGGUGCGCUCAUCGCUUUCAUCUUCGUCGGAACCAUCGUUUACUCCGUUAUGACGGCUCUCGGAGAGGUCGCCACUUAUAUCCCUGUUCCCGGUUCUUUCACGACUUAUGCGACACGAUUGAUUCAUCCUAGCUUGGGUUUCUCGAUGGGUUGGAUUUAUUGGUUUUCUUGGGCGUCGACAUUUGCUCUCGAAUUGACUGCCACCGGUUUAAUUAUUCAAUUCUGGGACGAAACUAUCCCAAUUUCCAUCUUUAUUGCCAUCUUUUGGGUGGUUAUCAUCAUCCUGAAUCUGUUGCCGGUCAAAUUCUACGGUGAGAUUGAGUUCUGGUUCUCCAGCAUCAAAAUUCUCACCGUGGUUGGCUUCAUGAUCUUCGCCAUUUGUAUCAACGCUGGUGCAGGCGAGAAGGGAUAUAUCGGGUUCCGAUACUGGGUGACUCCUGGUCCUUUUACGGCCCCGGGUCUUUACCAGGUUAAUUCGACUCCCGCCGUCGCCAAAUUCGUUGGUUUCUGGUCCGUUCUUAUCAAGGCUGGUUUCUCUUACCAGGGUACUGAACUUGUCGGUAUUGCGGCCGGUGAGACUGAGAACCCUCGCAAGACAGUCCCCUCUGCUAUUCGCAAGACUUUCUUCCGCAUCGUUUUCUUCUUCAUCCUGACUAUCUUCUUCAUUGGAAUUGUUGUGCCUUCUGACGACCCAACUCUGAUUGCUGCCAAUAAUGCCAGCGGAGCGAGCGCCUCAAACGGUAACGCUUCUCCUUUUGUGAUUGCUGCCCGACUUGCUGGUGUCAAGGUGCUCCCGGAUAUCAUCAACGCUGUUCUCUUGACUGUCGUGCUUUCCGCGGCCAACUCAAAUGUGUACAGUGGUAGUCGUAUCAUCGUCGGUCUGGCCCAGGAGGGCUUCGCCCCUCGCUUCAUGAAGAAGACUUCCAAGGGCGGUGUCCCUUACUAUGCUGUUCUCUUCACUGCCGCGUUCGGCUUACUCGGUUUCCUCAACGUGUCGAGUGCUGGUUCCGAUGUCUUCAACUGGCUUCUCCAAAUCUCCGGCGUCGCUGGUUUCAUCACCUGGUGCUCUUUGAACGCUUGCCAUAUCGCCUUCCAGAAAGCACUCAAGGCGCGCAACAUUUCGCGUGAUAUCUUGCCUUACAAGGCCAUCUGGCAGCCGUGGUUCUCGUGGUAUGGCUUGUUCUUCAACACCCUUAUUAUCCUCACCCAGGGCUUCACCUGCUUCAUCCCCCACUUCCAAGUGCAGGAAUUCUUCAUCAACUAUUUGAGUCUCAUCUUGUUUGUGGUGCUGUAUCUGGGACACUGGAUCAUCUUCCGACCUAAGUUUGUCAAGCCCAUUGAGGCUGAUCUGGACACUGGUCGAACUACAUUUGAUAACGAGACCUGGGAGACGGUCGAGCCGACCACGUGGUACGGCAAGACCUGGCACUGGAUCAGUGGUUAG
Penicillium manginii is the source of this 1722-nucleotide messenger RNA. RefSeq names its product putative arginine transporter. The record is from RefSeq and is a predicted model, not a curated record. Gene Ontology annotation, cellular component: membrane. The coding region runs from base 1 to 1722 and encodes 573 amino acids. Gene Ontology annotation, molecular function: amino acid transmembrane transporter activity. The transcript is spliced from 3 exons. NCBI's taxonomy places the organism in Eukaryota, Fungi, Ascomycota, Eurotiomycetes, Eurotiales, Aspergillaceae. Gene Ontology annotation, biological process: amino acid transmembrane transport.